Molecule: messenger RNA, 2917 nt
Organism: Malus domestica (apple)
Lineage: Eukaryota; Viridiplantae; Streptophyta; Magnoliopsida; Rosales; Rosaceae
Source: RefSeq, a predicted model, not a curated record
GCAGCAGCAUCCACUAAAUCAUUUUUGCUCCCCUGCUCCUGCAAAUUUCCUGUGUCUCUAUUGCCUCCUCGAAAACCUCAUAUUCGGCGUCAUCCUUGAGUCCAUUAGACCCCUCUACAACCCUCUCCUCAACAACCUCAACUUCCACACUCCUGUAAUGCCAGGUGUGAUCCCAACGAACCCCCACGUAUAUUCUCCAAUACACACGUAGUCGCUACAGUGGCAAAUCCGAUAUUCCGUCAAAGUACGGGUCCGUUUUCGCAUCCCAAACGGCGUCCGUAUAAAUACCGCAACGACCCAGGUCAUCGUCCUUGGAGCUCCCUGUUCUGAGACACAGCAGAGAGAGCGAGCGAAGAGCCCUUGACAAGCAGGUUACCAAAACGCACCGUUUCGCCUGGAAGAAAUGGGGAAUAGGAGGUUCGCGCAGGUCUCGACGAGCGAUGACGAAGACGACGACGUCUCGCCGCGGAAUCACCAGCAGACGGCGCGGGAGACGUCGUCGCGGAAGAGGAAGCAGGUGAAGAUUCGAGAAGGGGACGACGAAGAGUCGGAGGAGGAAGAGAAGCAGAAGAGUAAGAAGAGGAGGGGAGGGAAGGAGAAAGAGGCCGAAACAGCAUCGGGCAGCGAAGACGAGGAGGAGGAGCCACACAUUGAGGACUUGAAGCCGAUUGGCGAGGUGGUUAAGCUUUCCGGGAAGGGAAGGGGGCGGAGGCAGCACUACAAGGCGUUUGAGUACGACGGGACCCGAUUUGACCUGGAGGAUCCUGUUCUUCUAACUCCUGAGGAUACAAGACAAAAGCCUUAUGUGGCAAUUAUCAAGGAUAUAAGUAGGACCGGAGGUGGGAGCAUGAUGGUAUUAGGACAGUGGUUUUAUCGUCCUGAAGAGGCAGAGAAAAAAGCUGGGGGGAACUGGCAAUCAACUGAUACAAGGGAGUUGUUUUAUAGUUUCCAUCGUGAUGAGGUUCCUGCAGAAUCUGUAAUGCAUAAAUGUUUGGUUCAUUUUGUUCCGUUAAACAAACAGCUGCCAAGUCGUAAACAGCAUCCUGGCUUCAUUGUGCAAAAGGUGUAUGACACCCAAGGGAAAAAACUCUGGAAGCUGACAGAUAGAGACUAUGAAGAGGAUAAGCAACAUGAGAUUUACUUGUUAGUUAAGAAAACUAUUAAACUAUUGGGAGAACUUCCUGAUAUAGAGAUUGCAGAUAACACUGGUUAUCAGGGUGAUCAUUUGAAGACUAAAAGUGGUCAGAUUAAAAAGAAUAUGUCACCCCUUGACGUUUCUAGGGUGGAAGAAGCAACUGCUAGGCCUGGCCCAAAUCAAAAAGCUGAAACACCUGGAAGCUGCACAACAAGUAACACAGAAUAUCAUUCCAUUUUAGCCAAGUCCAUGGCACUAACCGGAGACACACUACGUGACAGAUGGAUGGAGAAACUUCUUCAAAAUAUUCGGCACCAUGUAUGCAACUCUGCUGACACCACGAACGGUGUUGAAAAGAGAAAAUCUGGUUCUGAUGAUAUUGAUCAUGAAAGUGACCAUAAGUCCCCAGAAGUUGGGAAUGGAUCUCAGGAUAAUCUCAAGAGUGGCAAAACGUCUUUUCUCUGGCCAGAGGAUGCUGUUCAUGCAGUUACUUCUCUAGAGAAGGCUUCGCAUGAAUCUCUCUCCUUUGAUUUCCAAAAGUAUAACCAGAAGUUGCGGCAACUAGGAUUCAAUCUCCAGAAAAAUUCGUUCCUAGCCCGUCGUCUGCUAAAUCAAGAAUUGGAACCUUUAACAAUAGUGAACAUGUCACCCGAUGAGUUAAAGGAGGGUUUAACGGCUGAGGAGAGAGCAAAGAAGGAGCCUGAUGAUUGGGAGCGUAUGCAGAUGACUGAUGCUCGUUGCUCAAGAUGCUCGGAGUUUAAAGUGGGAGUUAGGGACAUUAUUCAAGCAGGAAAUAGUGCUCGCUAUCAGCUGGAGUGUAUUUCCUGUGGUCAUUCAUGGUAUGCCGCCCGGGAUGUGGUUUCAAUGCUCACAAUUGACUCACCCAGUUCUAACAAGAACGUGGGGACGGCUCCUUUGGCCACUGCCAAGUUCGAAGACGUUGAGAAGAAGCUGGUGAGCCCUCGUGAGUCUGACAAGGCAACCAAGGACACUGUAAGAAAAACAACUGAAGCAUAUAUGCCGGUCUUGGAAGCGCAAAGAUCAUUUAUUAAGUCUAAAAAGGAAGAAAAUUCUGAAUCUGCAAAGAAACCUGAGUAGAAAUGCGGCGUUUGUCAUAGUUUUUGGAUCUGGAAAGUUUAGGUUAGGUUGAUGGAUUAUCUACGGAAUGCAGCCUUGGUAGUUUGUACAGUCGUAUACAUGUGCAUAUGUUAAUCCAUGGUUUCUUUCCCAGACUUGAGAGAAUAGAAUUAACCAAGUUAAAGCGGUUUCCUUGUGUAGGAGUAGGAUAUUCUGAGGCCUCGGAACAGGGUUUAGGAUAAGAUAAGUUCGACGUGAUCAUGAGCCCUUUUUUGUAUCUGCUGCUGAUGCUCCAAAGAUGGAAAACACUGACCGACCGGACAAGUAAAGGAGAUGGAUGCAUUAUACCUGUUUUUUGUUCCACCAUUCUAUUGAAUGAGUUUUGUGGGUUUAGCAAGUUCCAUUGUGUCGUUGCAGUCUUUAUUUCGCUGUGUAUGCUUCUGUGUGGGUGGCAUUUGCAUCAAAUGGUAAACAGAGUUAAUAUUGUACUUGGUUUAGUAUGCAGUGACUGAGAAGUAAAAAGUGAGGGAAAUAAUAAUUAGAAUGUGAAGGAUUUUAAGUUGGUGUGUGGUGUGUGGUGUGUGGUGUGUGGUGGGUGGUGGUGGUGGAGCUCUAAUUAAAUAUGUAAAUGCAUAUUUGGAUAAUUGGUAGGUGAUCGAUUAAUUGAUAAAAGUAAGGCAGCUAAUUCGCCUACUUGUUGGAGCA